Messenger RNA from Anisakis simplex (herring worm), 576 nucleotides. The record is from the annotation of a GenBank genome assembly. NCBI's taxonomy places the organism in Eukaryota, Metazoa, Nematoda, Chromadorea, Rhabditida, Anisakidae.
AUGAAUACUCGAAGUGGACAACGAUCACUGAGUGGUCAACACCAUCCAGAAAUGGAUGAGAUUAUUGUGGAAGAUGAAGACACGGAGAUGUCGCAGUACGGCAUUACACCUGAAGAGGACGAAGAUGAAGAGGUGGAGGAGGAGAUUGUCGGCGAAGAGGGCAUCGUUAAGCCAUCGAUGAUCGGUACACGCGCUGAGAAGUCACUGGGUCUGCUCACACAACGAUUCUUGCGAUUGCUGCAGACUACACGCAGCGGUAUUGUUGACUUGAACACGGCUGCUGAAGACUUAAACGUAAGACAGAAACGUCGUAUCUAUGAUAUCACAAACGUCCUCGAAGGUGUUGGCUUGAUUGAGAAAAAGUCAAAAAAUAUCAUUCAAUGGAAAGGUGGUGAAUUGCGUAAACCAGGUGUGAAGGAGCUAAAACCUGAAGAAGAAGAGCGCUUGUUCAAGUUGAAAUUGGAGUUAGCAGAUCAGGAACGGGAGGAACGUCUUUUGGAUACACACUUGAAAUGGUUAAAGCAGGUAAUUAUCAUAUGUUUUUUAAACGAUGCGAUAAAAUUUUGCUCGACGUAG